Copidosoma floridanum is the source of this 1298-nucleotide messenger RNA. RefSeq lists its product as uncharacterized. The record is from RefSeq and is a predicted model, not a curated record. Lineage: Eukaryota; Metazoa; Arthropoda; Insecta; Hymenoptera; Encyrtidae.
AUGCAUCACCGUAGGCCGGUUGCAGUCUUUGGAUGGCAAAAAAUGCGAGAGUAUUGCCCAUUGUGUGAAAAAAAUGGAGUCAGAACGAGUAUCAAGUGCUUCCAGGUCAACUGGAAGGAGGCCAUCUUCAUGUGCUCAUCCACAAAGUGCCCUUGGCCCAUGGAGUUGGAAGAUCUUAAAGUUAUACUGAGGCCGGUUGAUAUUUACAAAACUGUGACAGCCAUGGAAGAAAUGGCAAACAAGUAUUUCAUGAAGGAAGUAGACUUUUCCCAUGCUUUUUUAUCGACGUACACCCCACCUCAAACUCCUGAGGUUGUAAUUAAAGAUGCUACAGUUAGCACUCUAGGGCAAUGUUAUGAUUCAGUACCUGCGUCCUCGUUGACUUCAGUCGAUGUCAAAGACCAUGCGAAAAACAUUAGAGAUAUUUCUAUCAGUGUAAGCAUACCAUGUGAUAAACGUCAAACUUCUAGUAAUAAGAAUAAUACGCGUAUUAUUAAGUUGACUACUUGUUCCCAGCCAGCUAACUUUAAGCUCGAAAAACUGCGUUUGCCAAACAAAAAAUGUGUGUUCAAGGGCAUUAGUAAUAAUUUGCUCAAAUCUAAGACUAGUAUACCUAAAGAUAUAGGUAAUAAGAUUCAAGACUUACGUACCUCAUUACCUAAUAAGCCCGUAGUUGUUAAGAAUGAGCCUUGUGAUUCUAAAUUAGUUGCCCAGGCCAAUAUGUUUAGGUCAACUUUAAAAAGUAAGUCGCAAAAUUUUUUAUUUGCCAAAAAGACGUUACAGCUGAGUAAGUUUACUUUUGAAGAUUUUAAGAAAAAAAAAGAAAGUACAAUGGCUAAUAAUAUUUGUAAAGAAAGUGAUAUAGCAGUAGCUAACAAAGACAUUGAUGUAAAUACGGAGAUUAAGUUGGAUAGGGUUAAGAGCGAUGUAAAUAAUAAAGCUUUGACCAGUGAAUCGCAAAAUGCCAGUGUACUUAAGAUAAAUAGUCUAGAUAGAGAACUACCAGAACUAAAAGAUUGUCUAAAUGACAAGGAUGUUCUUGAUUUUGACCAGUUCUUUGGCACCAAUGACGAAGGUAAUGGAAGUUUGACACAUCAAGGUAUAGAAGACCCUAGUGAGUCUGAUAUCGAAAGCAUUCUCAUGAGCCUGUCGCAAGACACUCAGAUGGUUCAGGAUACCAAGAGCCUGGUCAAUUGCGAUCUACAAUACUUCAUGGCCCAGAAUUCCGAGGCUUUGAACAAUGUGCUCCAAAUGAGCGACGAUCAGGACGAUUUUGAGUGGCCGUAUCCUUAGCGUGA